Messenger RNA from Laccaria bicolor S238N-H82, 384 nucleotides. RefSeq lists its product as uncharacterized. The transcript has 3 exons. The coding region runs from base 1 to 384 and encodes 127 amino acids. NCBI's taxonomy places the organism in Eukaryota, Fungi, Basidiomycota, Agaricomycetes, Agaricales, Hydnangiaceae. The record is from RefSeq and is a predicted model, not a curated record.
AUGGGCCUCACCCUCACAGAUCUCUGCGCGAUCCUCUUAAACGUCGCGCUCGCCUUGUUACUCCGCAGCCGCCUGAAGGAGAAAAAUAAUUUACCGUUCCCUCCAGGCUCCGAUAUCAUCUACUUGGAAGGUCCAGGACUUUCUCUUAUCGUGCUUAACUCAGUCAAGAGCGCGACCGACCUCCUGGGAGAAAGGUCUGCGAUCUACUCCAGUCGGUCUGCUUUGCAUGGGAUUGUCGUGGCUCAUGUCCUCUCUACCCUAUGGGAAGUCAUGGACGGAGCGUUGCCGGAUAUUCUAUCAACGCUUCCUUCCACCCCUCCGAUAGUGCCAUUUAUAGACCACGACAGCUUGCCCAUGUGCACAAAAUGCUUUUACAGCUCGUAA